UAUUCCCUCCUCUCUUCACAGCUGCCAGUCGAGUUGGCCUUCGUCUUCUCUUUCCUUUUUCCGUUUCAAUUCUCUCCCAAAACCCUAAUCUCUCUCUCUCUCUCUCGAUCGAAUCGUUCACAGACAUGCUUCAACCUUUCCACACCAAUUAAAACUCAUCGAAUCCUCUUUCGAACGAUCCAUUUCUCAACAUCUAACCACAGGUAUAUAGCUCGAUUUGUGUAUGUCUUGUGGUUUGGAUUCUGCAUAUAGAACAUGAAGCGCGAGUUAGCUUUCGUAUUACAGACACAGUGUGAGCUCGCUGGUUCGCUGGGUCGAACCCGAGCGUCGAAGGUUCACACUUGGAGUGUGGAUUUGAAUGGAGUGAGUGAGGAUAGAAGCAGCAAAAGAUUUAAGGGUUCUGUAGUAAAAGAUUCGGAUUCGAGUGGUCAGAUUGAUGGAUCUCAAUCUCGAGAUCAGAUUCAAGAGACGGUAAGGGUAUAUAGGAGAACCAGAAGGUUUAAGAAUGCUGAUUCAGGGGUUGAACAGAAGGUGAGUCUGGUUGAAAGACUCGAAACUGUAAUUGAGGACAAAACUAAGUGCAAUUUGGUAAUGUGUGAAGACGAGAACAAGGGUGAGUUCGCUGAGGCUUUAAGUAAGGAAGAGUUAAGGGUUGGUAGUGAAAAUCCUACUGUCAAUGAAGGAGGCUCUGAGGCUGUUCCCAUGGCGGUUCAUGAGAAUGUUGAGGCAAGGAAUGAUGAGAACAAUGGGUCAAGUAAUGAUGCAACUAAUGAAGUGAGGAAUGACUUGAAUAAUGAGGUAAUAUGUGAUGUGUUGGUUGAAGGAUUUACAGAGACAGCAUUGAACUCAAAAUCAGAGGUGGAGGUGGUGAAGUGUUCGGGAUUGGUGGCUGCUGAUGGUGGUGAGAACGAAACAGUUACGAAUGUUGAGGUGAAUGAAAGUGGCAGUGUUAAUGCUUUGGGGACUCCAACAAAGAAGUUGGAACUGAAAAUGUCGAAGAAGAUUGCAUUGGGGAGGACGCCGAAAACGGUGAAGGAGCUUUUUGCUACUGGUUUGCUUGAGGGGUAUUCUGUUUUUUACAAUGGUGGUGACAAGGGAUUUCGAGGAAUGAUUAAGGAUGUUGGGAUCUUGUGCUUUUGUCGUUUGUGCAAUGGAUCCAGAGUGAGUAUUGUUAUUUUGAUUAUUUCGAUGCCACUUUACCAGUUUGCCAACUUUUGCAGUUUGCUAACCAGUUUCUCUCACGAACGUGCGGCACAGUAUAUAUGCCUUGAGAAUGGGAAAAGCCUCCUCCAGGUAUUGAAGGCUUGCAGGAACUCUCCUGUGGAUACAUUGGAGGAAACGAUUCAGAGUUUCAUUGGUCCAUUGGCUGUAAAGGAAUCUAUCAUUUGUCAAAAUUGCAAUGGGUCCUUUCUUGCAACAAUUGCUGAGAAGGUGGAGCAACUUUGCCAGUCAUGUGUGGGUUUGAAGAGCUUGGAAGCCACCCCAAGUCAUGCAACUGAUACCAAUGAUAGAUCUUUCAAAUUAGCCUUGGCUUUAAGAAAGUCCACUAGAAGUGCUAAAGCAGGCAUUUCAUCACAAGAUAGAAGUGAAGGGAGGGUAACAAAAAAGAGGUCGUUAAAACCGGCUUUGGCUCCAAAGUCCUCUGGAAGUGCUUCUGUGCAUAUUUUUUCUGGAAAAAGGAGUCAAGGGAGGAUAGCUCAAAAUUCUUCAAGAUCACCUUUGGUUUCAAAGUCCACUGCAAGUGCUUCUUUGCUUAUUUCAUCAAAAAGUAACAGUCAGAGGAAGAAAACAGUAAAGUCUUCAAAACCAGUAUCAGCUCGAAAGUCAAAUGGAAGUGCUUCAGUGCGCAUUUCAUCACAAAAUAAGAGUCUACCAAAUAAUACAAAAAAGUCAUCAAAAGCUGUUUUGAUUGCAAGGCCCUCUAAAAGUGCUUCUCCUAGUAUAUCUUCACAAAAGAAGAGCAAAUGGAAGAUAACAAAAAAAGAUCUGCGGUUGCAUAAGUUGGUUUUUGAGGAUAAUGGAUUACCAGAUGGAACUGAAGUAGCGUACUAUUCUCAAGGGCAGAAAUUGCUUGAGGGUUUUAAAAGGGGCCUGGGAAUAUUAUGUCGUUGCUGCAACUCGGAGGUCAGCCCCUCACAGUUUGAAGUUCAUGCUGGUUGGGCCUCACGUAAAAAGCCCUAUCAAUACAUUUACACUUCAAAUGGGGUGUCUCUGCAUGAAUUUGCAAUAUCUCUAUUGAAAGGUCGUAAACAUUCUGCCAAGGACAACGAUGACCUAUGCACCAUCUGUGCUGAUGGUGGGAAUCUAUUGCUUUGUGAUGUAUGCCCAAGGGCGUUCCAUAUAGAAUGUGCAUCACUGUCGAGCAUUCCUCGUGGUAAAUGGUAUUGUAAAUAUUGCCAGAACAUGUUCCAAAGGGAGAAGUUUGUGGAGCAUAAUGCUAAUGCUGUAGCAGCCGGAAGAGUUUCAGGAGUUGAUCUUAUUGAACAGAUAACCAAGCGCUGCAUUCGAAUUGUCAAAAAUCCAGAAGAUGCUGAGGUCAUUGCAUGUGUUUUGUGCAGAGGUUAUCAGUUUAGAAAAUCUGGAUUUGGUCCACACACAGUAAUAGUUUGUGAUCAGUGUGAGAAGGAAUAUCAUGUUGGCUGCUUGAAGAAACAUAAAAUGGAUGAUCUAAAGGAAUUGCCAGAAGGGAAGUGGUUCUGCUGCAUGGUUUGUAGGAGGAUCUAUUCUGCUUUGCAGAAUUUGCUCGUUCGUGGAGAAGAGAAGAUCCCGGAUUCUCUUUUGGAUGUCAUAAAGAAGAAGCAUGAGGAAAAAGUUUCUGAUACUGUCACUGAUUUUGAUGUGAGAUGGAGGAUUCUCAGUGGUACAAUUGCUUCUCCUGAAACUAGAUUGUUGCUCUCGAAAGCUGUUGCCAUCUUCCAUGAUUGCUUUGACCCUAUAGUUGACUCAGCAACUGGCCGUGAUUUUAUCCCAUCUAUGGUUUAUGGAAGGAACAUAAGGGGCCAAGAUUUUGCAGGAAUGUAUUGUGCAGUAUUAACCAUAAAUUCAUCAGUUGUGUCAGCUGGAAUCUUCAGAGUUUUUGGACAGGAAAUUGCAGAGCUCCCUUUAGUUGCAACAAGUAAUGGUAACCAAGGCAAGGGCUACUUCCAGAUAUUGUUUUCGUGCAUUGAGAAACUCCUUGCGUUCUUGAACGUGAAGAGCUUGGUGCUCCCUGCUGCUGAAGAAGCAGAAUCUAUAUGGACACAGAAAUUCAGUUUUGAAAAAAUGUCCCCAGAACAACUUAGUGACCACAGAAAAACCUGUUGGCAAAUGUUGACCUUCCAAGGAACGGCUAUGCUACAAAAAAGGGUUCCCCAGUGUCGAAUUAUUCAGCAAGAUGGUGUUGAUGUACCUAUGGAGUCCAGUUGAGUGCUGCGAAGCAGUUUUUGUUGUUGACUUUGUCUUCUUUUUGUACAUUGGAUGUGUAUUUUGGUGGAAUAUUAGUUAUUUUCAGUAUUAGUUGUUUCCUUUAUAAACAAAACAUUGGAAUUAAGAUGUCAAUAGUAGAUGAAAUAGAGUUACAAUAGAGUUUACUAAAGAUACAACAAAACCAUAGAGGGCUUGUGAUUUUGUAAAGAUAGUGAUAUUAAAUGCAUUUUAUUUGUUUUUUAAUUUUUACGGAGAACAAGCAAAUCUCAGUUCA
Camellia sinensis is the source of this 3679-nucleotide messenger RNA. RefSeq lists its product as uncharacterized. Gene Ontology annotation, cellular component: nucleus. NCBI's taxonomy places the organism in Eukaryota, Viridiplantae, Streptophyta, Magnoliopsida, Ericales, Theaceae. The record is from RefSeq and is a predicted model, not a curated record. Gene Ontology annotation, molecular function: histone binding; chromatin binding; RNA polymerase II transcription regulatory region sequence-specific DNA binding. Gene Ontology annotation, biological process: positive regulation of transcription by RNA polymerase II.